This is a messenger RNA of Thyridium curvatum, 972 nucleotides long. RefSeq lists its product as uncharacterized. Bases 1 to 972 code for a protein of 323 amino acids. The record is from RefSeq and is a predicted model, not a curated record. Lineage: Eukaryota; Fungi; Ascomycota; Sordariomycetes; Thyridiales; Thyridiaceae. The transcript is spliced from 2 exons. Gene Ontology annotation, molecular function: L-ornithine transmembrane transporter activity. Gene Ontology annotation, biological process: mitochondrial L-ornithine transmembrane transport.
AUGGCGGACUCGGCCUCCGACGUUGAGGAGCACUCCAAGGGAGGCGGAGCUCUGCAGACGGCCAAGGAUCUGUUUGCUGGAGCUGCCGGAGGUGUAGCUCAGGUCCUGAUCGGACAACCCUUCGAUAUCGUCAAGGUCCGGCUGCAGACCAGCACGGCCUACUCAUCCGCCCUCGACGCCGCCACCUCCAUCUGGAAGAAGGAAGGGCCCUUGGCCUUCUACAAGGGCACCCUGACGCCGCUCGUCGGCAUCGGCGCCUGCGUCUCCAUCCAGUUCGGCGCCUUCCACCAGGCCCGCCGCUGGUUCGAGGCCGCCAACGCCGCCAAGUCGCCCGCGGCCGUCUCGGGCGGCGCCGCCCUGCCCUCGCACCCCACGCUCUCCUACGGCCAGUACUACGCCGCGGGCGCCUUCGCCGGCGUCGCCAACUCGGUCAUCUCGGGCCCCAUCGAGCACGUGCGCAUCCGGCUGCAGGCCCAGCCCCACGGCGCCGGCCGCCUGUACGCGGGGCCCCUCGACUGCGUGCGCAAGCUCGCCGCGCCCGCGCCCCUGGGCGCCGGCUCGGCGCUGCGCGGCCUGUACCGCGGCGAGGCCGUCACCGUCCUGCGCGAGGCCCAGGCCUACGGCGUGUGGUUCUGCACCUUCGAGUGGCUCAUGAACUCGGACGCCCGGCGCAGCGGCGUCGACCGCAGGGACGUGCCCGCCUGGAAGGUCGCCCUCUACGGCGGCCUCGCCGGCGAGGCCCUCUGGCUCAGCAGCUACCCGCUCGACGUGGUCAAGAGCAAGAUGCAGACCGACGGCUUCGGGCCCGAGGGCCAGAGGUACAAGACGAUGCGCGACUGCUUCGCGCAGACGUGGCGCGCCGAGGGCAUGAGGGGCUUCUGGAAGGGCGUCGGCCCCACGCUGCUCAGGGCCAUGCCUGUCAGCGCCGGCACGUUUGCCGUCGUCGAGUUCACGAUGAGGGCGAUCAACUGA